Messenger RNA from Pisolithus orientalis, 2684 nucleotides. RefSeq lists its product as uncharacterized. Gene Ontology annotation, molecular function: zinc ion binding. The coding region runs from base 34 to 2595 and encodes 853 amino acids. The transcript is spliced from 9 exons. NCBI's taxonomy places the organism in Eukaryota, Fungi, Basidiomycota, Agaricomycetes, Boletales, Pisolithaceae. The record is from RefSeq and is a predicted model, not a curated record.
UUGAGUCUUGACACCGAGCGCGAGCAAUGUGCGAUGGAAGUCACCGACCUCUCAAAUCCAUCACCGCAAACUGAAACUGCUACUCGAAAAUGCAAACACUCGGUGGGCCGACGUUACACUCAAGAAGCAACAACUCGGCAUGUUGACUCAGAGGACAUCAUCGAACUGUCGGAUUCGGAGCUAUUAAUGGACGACGAGGAUGCCGUCCAAGUUGUCAGGGCCAGUUUGAAAACCACUGUACGAAGGAGUACUAAGACACAAAAGGAAGAUGCUGCCUCGAGACAUUCUACUCCAGACCCAUCCUCUUCAACCAACACAUUGCCAUCUGACGCACAGACGCCACGAGUGGCGGAUGCCGUACAGGCGGAAAGAUCGUCGCAACCGAGGCAAGACAAAGGUCAAAGGCUUGUAGGUAACGGUCCAUUACUCUACCCUGGCUCCGACGACGACAGGACAGAGCAAACACGCUCGCCUGGCCCCCCAUCUCCACCUGCAGCAUCUCAAAGACCAGGCACAGUCCCACCUGCUCUCCCUCACCCACCCAAACCACCUCCGCCCAUAGAUCCCAUGGACGAUUAUGUCGCGCGCGUUACUGAAAUUGUUCCAGACGUGCAACCCGCACACGUCCUUAAUCUAGUCGAACGAACCAUGCAAACGAACCCGGACGCAGUCGUCGAACUCGUUUUACACGCCCUUUUCGAAGAACCCUUCUACCCCAAAAUAGACAGAAAAGGAAAGCGAAAGCGGGAUGAAGUGGAGGAAGAGGAGGGUCAGGAAGGCCGACGUUACUAUCGCGGCACUCCUAAACCACGGGUCGACUACCUGAGUGAAGAUAGAGAAUACGACGGUGGUCCAUUUUACUUCGAGCUCUCCCUGGAACAGCUCAUGGUCGACUAUCCCAGGAUCCCGAAACCACACAUCCGGAAACAGUUGCUAGAAUAUCGAUUCUACGCACGCGCCUUCUUCAAGCUAUCGCGAGACCUUGAACAGAAGCCUCCGCCUUUCAGACUUAAAUUGAUCAAUUCUGUCGUGUCGAGGAAAGGCAAAUUGAAAGAGGACCCUGUGUUCGAAAAUGAACGUGAAUGGGUAAGGAAGAAAGUUGCACAAGUAGCUGUUUCGCGGGACGAAGCCCUGGCAGAAGAGAUCAAUGAACAGGAAUACCAGGAAACUGAGGAUGGCAUUGAAUGCGGUUGCUGUUUCUCGUUGUACCCUUUCGACAACAUGAUCCAAUGCCCGGACGCUCAUCUAUUCUGCAAAUCUUGCAUGACGUCUUAUUCAUCCACCCUUCUGGGUGAACACAAUCCUAACAUCGUUUGUAUGGACCAAUCUGGAUGCAAACUCCCCAUCCCUGAAUCCGAACUCAAACGUUUCUUAUCCUCGAAGAUGCUUGAGCUAUUUGAACGCGUCAAACAACGCAAGGAAAUCGAGGCGGCGGGACUGGAGAAUUUAGAAGAAUGUCCGUUUUGCGAGUACAAAUGCGUGAUCGACAAUGAGAUGGAAAAGUUGUUUAGAUGUGAGAACGCGGAGUGUGGUGCUGUGACGUGUAGAGCGUGUAAGAAGCCGGUAUGUUCAGUUUUGCGUUUAUUGUCCUUACUUCUCUUCCUUUCGUGCGUGACUUAUCGAGCAUCUGCGUAUACACAGGACCAUCUACCGAAGAGCUGCAAAGAGGUAGAAGAAGACAACCACCUAGAUGUACAGCAUCUCGUCGAGGAAGCCAUGACCCGUGCUCUCAUGCGUAACUGUCCAAAAUGUCAAAAAGCAUUUAUCAAGGAACUAGGUUGCAAUAAAAUGACCUGUCCGAAUUGCCACACCCAAUCCUGUUAUAUUUGCCGUCAAAUCGUCAAUGGGUAUGAGCACUUCAAUCGGCCAGGCCAAGGGGGGAAUAAAUCAAAGUGUAUACUUUGGGAUCCGUCGGUUGAGCAGCGUCAUGCUGAGGAGGUCAACGCAGCUGCCAAACAAGCCAUGGAAGAGCUCAAGAAGAACAACCCAGACGUGGACGCCAGUGCUAUUAAAGUGGAUUUGGCAACCGCCGGUCCGGGUCCAUCUUCGCGUCUUCCGAACCAGCCAGUUCACCCAAACCCAUACAUACACAUACACAACCAUAACCAUAACCAUAACCACGUUCACGUUCAUGGUCAGAACCGCCAUGUCCAUCACUUUGGUGGACCAGUUCCUGCACCACAGGCACCCCAUCCGAUGCCGUAUAGACUCCUACCGCACUUUGCCCCCCCUAUCCCGCUGGCAGCCCCAAUCCCACCGAUAGGAGUGGGACAGGCAGCCGGCUAUGGUCAGCCGGCAGCUCUGGCACCAGCUUUAGGACCGCUCCCAGUCCUGCAGAUGGAACCGAAUCAGAUAGCACCAAACCAAGGGUACUAUGUGCCACCUGACCCGCCAUAUCCAGGUGUGCCACAGCAACUAUUCCAGAUGGGAAAUGUGCAAGGUCAGGUAGGGAUGCCCGCGUUAGCACAGCCUGUGCGCGGAAUUGCACAUGUAGGUGGACGUGGACAGAGACGUAGGAAGGGGAAUAGGCGAGCCAGAGCCAGAGCCAGAGGAGCGGCAGGGGGUGUGCAAGUUGCUGUGAGACAUCAACAGUAAAUUUCGGUGGUUUGGAACGUACGUCUUGGUGAUGUGUGUAGCUUACAACUUUGCCUAAGUUAUAACCUGACGGGGACGACGAGUUAGAA